AGACCAUGCUCUCUGGUGGUAUGCAGAAGAGAGAAGAGAAGGGAAAGGAAGCAUUGGAUGUAGACGUGGCUGUAAGUAAAUCCAUUCCUAUAGAAUCUGUGAUUGAUGAUGGUGGACACAACGGUGAUGGCGGCUUUCUCUCUCGCAUCUCCACUCUCCACCCUUCACCUCUCCAAUUUUAGGGCAUCUUCACCCCUUUUCUCGCUUCGUCCCUCCACCUCAUCCUCCUCCUCCUCCUUCCGUCGUCUUCUUAUUCUUUCUAACAACACUUUCAGCAAUCCUUGCCAUGUCAAUUCCUCCUUCACACACCCUUUUCAUUCAACAUCAACAUUCCUUAUGUCCACCGAGGAUUCCUUUGCUAGGUCCUCAUCUUCUUCUUCUUCCUGCAGCAGCAGCAGCAGCGAUGACAACCAUAGUUCCACAAUUGAAGACGACGACGACGACGAUGACGUAGUCGGUGCUGUUUUGGAUAAGGAUGAUUACGAUUCCUCUCCUCCUCCUUUGCCUGACCGAUGGGAUGUAUUGGGUCUUGGCCAAGCCAUGGUAGAUUUUUCGGGCAUGGUGGAUGAUGAGUUUCUGAUGAGAUUGGGUUUAGACAAAGGUACAAGAAAGGUCGUGAAUCAUGAGGAGAGGGGUAGAGUUCUUCAAGCAAUGGAUGGCUGCAGCUACAAGGCGGCUGCUGGCGGCUCUCUUUCUAAUACCCUAGUGGCAUUGGCUAGGCUUGGUGGUCACUCCAUUGGUGGACCUCCCUUGAAUGUAGCUAUGGCUGGUAGCAUUGGUGGUGAUCCAUUGGGUGGAUUUUACAGAACUAAACUAAGGCGUGCAAAUGUGAACUUUCUUUCUGCACCUGUGAAAGAUGGGACCACAGGGACAGUUAUAGUUCUGACAACCUCAGAUGCACAACGUACAAUGCUUGCAUAUCAGGGAACAUCAUCUUACAUUAACUAUGAUUCAAGUAUGGAGAGCAUAAUUUCCAAAACAAAUAUUCUUGUUGUUGAAGGGUAUUUAUUUGAAUUUCCAGACACAAUUAAAACAAUUAAGAAAAUUUGUCAAUUUGCUCGUGAUAGUGGUGCUUUGGUUGCUGUUACUGCCUCAGAUGUGACUUGCAUAGAGAGACAUUAUGAUGAUUUUUGGGAAAUCAUGGAAAACUAUGCGGACAUCAUAUUUGCAAAUAGCGAUGAAGCCCGAGCAUUUUGUCAUUUUUGUUCAGAAGAAAGUCCGAUAUCUUCCACACAAUAUUUAAGUCAUUUUGUCCCAUUAGUUUCGGUUACUGAUGGGCCCCGCGGGUCAUACAUUGGCAUAAAAGGAGAAGCUUUAUAUGUCCCUCCUUCACCUUGUGUCCCAGUGGACACAUGUGGGGCCGGGGAUGCGUAUGCCUCGGGCAUAUUGUACGGGUUAUUGAGGGGUGCAUCGGGUUUGAAGGGAAUGGGGACGUUGGCUGCCCGGGUUGCAGCCGUGGUGGUCGGGCAGCAGGGCACGCGGCUCAGGGUUCAGGAUGCGUCUCAGUUGGCUCAGUCGUUUGGGUUUGGUGUUGAGGGCUCGGUUCAGGCGGAUGUGGGUUCGGAUCAAAUUUCUAGUUUGUAGUGGAUUGUGGAUAGAUUGUUUUUAGAAAUUGUUUAUUAAUUAUAUAUUAUUUUUUAAAUUAAUUGAUGGGUUUGAAAUGGAUUAGAUUUGUUGAGAA
Lactuca sativa (garden lettuce) is the source of this 1681-nucleotide messenger RNA. RefSeq names its product pfkB-like carbohydrate kinase family protein (gene NARA5). Lineage: Eukaryota; Viridiplantae; Streptophyta; Magnoliopsida; Asterales; Asteraceae. The record is from RefSeq and is a predicted model, not a curated record. Gene Ontology annotation, molecular function: kinase activity.